This is a messenger RNA of Fusarium pseudograminearum CS3096, 2625 nucleotides long. RefSeq lists its product as uncharacterized. The transcript is spliced from 4 exons. NCBI's taxonomy places the organism in Eukaryota, Fungi, Ascomycota, Sordariomycetes, Hypocreales, Nectriaceae. The record is from RefSeq and is a predicted model, not a curated record. Gene Ontology annotation, molecular function: DNA binding; ATP binding; ATP-dependent chromatin remodeler activity. Gene Ontology annotation, cellular component: nucleus. The coding region runs from base 1 to 2625 and encodes 874 amino acids.
AUGGCGUCGCCGAGUACAGCCAGCUCACCCCGUUCGGAGUCUCGCCUGCCAACGAGUAUACCAAGCUCGCCGCCUGACUCGAAUGAUGACCUCGAGGGCGCAGAUGAUGCGUUGGUAAAGGAGGAACAGGAAGCGCGAGCUGAAAAUGACAAAAAUGAAGAGAAGCGUCGUCAGGCCCUCAUGAAGAAAAAGAAGAAGAAAAAGGCAGAGACCAAGUCUGAGCGAGAAGCCAAGGCUAGAGAACUUGACGACUUGCUGGCAAAGUCAGCUGCGUUCUCAGAUAUUCUCACCAAAAAGACACAGGUUCUUGGCCGUGUGGGAAGUAGCCUCGACGGAACGACUCUCGGUGAACACAACUUGAAAAUGGCACAGCAGCCCAAGUGUAUGAUCAACGGUACCAUGCGCGACUACCAGCUUGAGGGUUUGACUUGGAUGUAUGAGAUUUGCUCUCAAGGCAUGUCUGGUAUUUUGGCCGAUGAGAUGGGUCUCGGCAAAACUGUUCAAACCAUCGCCUUGAUUGCGUUGCUUCGUGAGCAGGAGAAUUAUCUUGGUCCCCAUUUGAUCGUUGCGCCCCUCAGUACGCUCAGUAACUGGAUGGAUGAGUUUCACAAAUGGACACCCUCCAUCCCUGUUAUCAUGUACCACGGCGACAAACACGGCCGAGAGCAGAUCUUUAAAACCGACAUGAUGAAGCAUCUCAAGAAUGGUCGUCCUACUACCAAAUUCCCAGUGGUUUGCACGUCGUACGAGAUGGUUCUCCGCGACCAGCACAACUUGUCGAGGAUUAACUGGGAAUUCAUCAUCAUUGAUGAAGGUCAUCGCAUGAAAAAUGCAGAGGCCAAGCUGUUCCAACAGCUUCGCCAGUUUUCCUCGGCUACUCGUCUUCUCAUUACGGGAACUCCUCUCCAAAAUAACUUGAAAGAGCUGUGGUCACUUCUUCACUUUCUUCUGCCCAACAUCUUCACUGACUGGGAGGCGUUCGAGUCCUGGUUCGACUUUUCAGAUCUUCAGGAUGAGGAAGGGACUGAAGAGUUCAUUGCUGAUCAAAAGAAGCAAGCGUUGGUAAAGAAGAUUCACCUGAUUUUGCAGCCCAUGUUGCUACGACGCGUCAAGGCAGAUGUCGCAGCAUAUCUCCCCAAAAAGCGGGAGUAUGUGCUGUUUGCUCCCAUGACAAAGGACCAAACAGACUUGUACAAUGUCCUUACUGACAAAAAGGUCGACACCCGUGAGUAUCUUGAGAACAAGGUACUCGAAAAGCUCAAUGCAGGCGUAUCAGCGACACCCAGCGCAAAGUCAUCUCGAUCGAGCAGUCGUGCCCCACCAAAGACCAUGUCACUCCCAGUUCGCGAGUCCUCACGUAAGAAAGAGGUCAAGUCUGAGGAGCCCGAGAAAUCUAAGGAGCCAGCCCCGAAUGCUUUCUCCGUUAUGAUGAAGAAGCGUGGUCGUGGGAGACCUCCCAAGAAUCCAAAGCCCGAUGCUUCGAUCCAAACUCCACAAAAGCCUGGAACGAAACGCAAGAACCACCCUGUAGCAUUGGAGCCAGAACCGAAGAGCACAAAGUCGAGUCGCCAGGCAACGCCGGUGGGUUUGCGCAGAAGGUCCAGAAAGACUCGCACAUACAAGGAUGCCGGGUCAGAUGAGGAAAAGAUGUCGGACGAUGAGUUUGAGGCCAAACUCGCCAAUGAGAUGGAGUCUGAUGACGAAGACAAGGACGACAAAGCCUCAAUGACUCCUGAGGAGCGUGAACGAGCGGAGGCGUUUGAGCUUGCCAAAAAGCAGAUUUCCCACAAGAAGCUCGGCAACCCAAUGGCCCAGCUAAGACUCGUUUGUAACUCACCGCACAACUUUUACAACCCUUGGAAGGCUUCCACCGAGCUCCCUGUUGACGACUCCAUUGUCACCGCCUCUGGAAAAAUGCUUCUCUUGGAUCGUCUACUUCCCCGCCUCUUCGAAGGCGGCCACAAAGUCCUCAUUUUCUCUCAGUUCACCACGCAACUGGAUAUCCUAGAAGACUACUGUGCUGAGCUUCGAGGUUGGAAGGUCUGCCGUAUCGAUGGGUCUGUCGCGCAAGAUAGUCGACGAACCCAGAUUGCCGACUUCAAUAGCGAUCCAGAGUACAAGAUUUUCCUCCUGUCAACUCGUGCAGGUGGUCAAGGAAUCAACCUUGCUUCAGCGGACACAGUCAUCCUAUUUGACUCCGACUUUAACCCCCAGCAAGAUCUCCAAGCUCAAGAUCGUUGCCAUCGAAUCGGCCAAACCCGUCCCGUGGUUGUAUUCCGUCUUGCGACAAAGGACACAGUCGAAGAGUCACUGCUCAACUCAGCAGACGCGAAACGACGUCUCGAGAAACUUGUCAUCAAAAAGGGCAACUUCAAAACCAUGGGUCAAAAGAUGGAUCUCCGUGAAGAUCUCGACCCUGAAUCUCUCCGUGCCCUCCUCUUGAAGGAUGGCCAAGUGUACAAAGUGUCUGGUGGUGAAGAAGUACUCAGCGACUCGGACCUUGAUGUUCUCUGCGACAGAAGCGACUCAGCCUACGAAAAGGCUGCUAGCGGAGAAGGCGACGCCGAUGCUUUCCGUGUUGUCGAAACAGGUGCCGAUUCUAUCAAGAUGGCGCGUAAGGACUAA